AUGUCACACUAUCACUUCAUCAAAUGCUGUUGCUUCCAGCUAUGUAACGUUUUUCGGCAGAACAUGGAGAUAGACCAGUGUUUGCUGGAGUCUUUGCCGCUGGGCCAGCGUCAGAGGUUGGUGCGUCGGAUGCGCUGUGAUCAGAUCCGAGCCUACUACGAGCGCGAACGCACCCUGCAGAAACAGAACGCCCACAAACCCUCUGCCAGCAGCAGGACCAAGCAAAAGAUCCACUUCCACAUCUCAGACGUCAUCCAGGAUGCCAUCAUACACCAUGACAACAAAGAAGUGUUGAGGCUAUUGAAAGAGGGAGCUGAUCCCAACACACUGAUCUCUUCUGGAGGCACCCUGCUUCACCUGUGCGCUCGCCAUGACAACGUGUUCGUGGCAGAGGUCCUGAUUGAGCGUGGUGUGAACGUCAACCAGCAGGACGAGGAUCUGUGGACAGCCCUACACGUCGCCUGUGCCUGUGACCAUGCUGAUAUGGCUCUGCUACUGCUACUGGCUGGGGUCAACGUGCUUCUGCAGGACGUCAACGGGAAUAUUCCACUGGACUACACCACGGAGGGGACAGAGACCAGCUACAUCCUCAUCAAACACCUGGAGGAGAAUGGGCUGGACGUGAGCUCGAUGCACCAUAUGAAAACCCAGAGGCCGAGCACCAUGCUCUCAGACGUGCGUCAGUUAGUCAGCACUGGAGCCAGUGUCAACCAACGCAAUGAUGAUGGGGUUACGCUGUUACACAUGGCGUGUGCCAGUGGCUAUGCAGAAGUGGUCUCCCUUUUACUGGAGAAUGGCGCUGACCCUCAGCUCUCUGACAAUAGCUACUGGACCCCUUUACACCUGGCCGCCAAGUACGGACAGACACGUAUUGUGAGCCAGCUACUGAAGCACAAAGCAGACCCUGCUCUACUCAACUGUAACCAAGACAAGCCCUCAGACGUUGCUGCCUCAGAUCUGAUAGCGGACAUGUUGCUGAAGGCUGAGGAAUUCUGGGUACAGAGACAGAAGGACCCGACAGCUCCGCCCCCUUUAGACGAGCAGUACGAGGAAGCCAACCAGGAUGCCGUGAUGCUGGUGAAAAAACUGACGUCCAUGGCACUGCCCAUCUCUAAGCGGGACAGUCUUUUGGAGAGGGAUGCCAUGUUCAGGGACUCGGGGGGGGCUUUGACCAGACAGGCAUCUCAGGACAACGGCCUGGACGGGGCUUACGCCAGCGGAGCGGUCAAACCAGAGCAGGUGAAGUUAAUGCCUCCAGCUCCCAACGAUGACCUGGCCUCCCUGAGUGAGCUGACAGACAGCAGCCUACUGUACGAGAUGCAGAAACGCUUCGGGAACGACCAGAUCUAUACUUACAUUGGACACAUUCUCCUUCUCAUCAACCCCAACAAGGACCUGCCGAUUUAUUCUACACUGGUGAGUCAGUUGUAUCUCAGCUCUAGCGGGCGUCUCUGCUCCUCUCUCCCUCCUCACAUUUUCUCCUCGGCCGAGAGGGCUUAUCACAUGAUGCUGCAGGAGCGACGCCCACAGUGUUUCAUUAUCAGUGGGGAGAGUGGAUCAGGGAAGUCUGAGGCGUGUAAGCAUAUCCUGAAACACUUGGCGGCUCGCUCCUGUCCCAAAGGCUUUGCCCUGGAACCUCGUAUGAAACAUGUAAAUGCGAUCUUGGAAGCGUUCGGCCAUGCUAAGACCCAGAUGAACAGUAAUGCAAGUCGCUUUCUGAAGCUCUUGACUCUACAGUACUGUGAGAAAAAGAGAACUCUACUCAGGGCCCGUGUAUACACGUACAUGCUGGAGAAAUCCCGGCUAGUCUGCAUGCCCCCAAAUCAGCACAACUUCAACAUCUUUCACCUGAUGGCAGAAGGCAUGUCUGCAGAGGAAAAGAGCAGCCUUUAUCUCAAUAACCUCUUAGUGCACAGGUUCCUGAGCCCUGUGGCCCCUGGCGAAACUCCUCCUGUGGCAACUGCCUGUUCCCAGAGCAGAGACAAACUAACCGCCCUCAAACAGGCCCUGCGAGCCGUCAGCUUCAACAAACUGGAGGUGGAGAAUCUCUUUGUGGUGUUGUCAGCACUGCUGCACCUGGGGGACCUGCAGUUCACCGCCCUGACAGACGCUGACACAGCGCUGGUGUCCGACCUGCAGCUGCUCGAUAGAGUUGCUGGGAUGCUCCAGGUGAAUCCUGAAGAUCUUAACUCUGCUCUGACUUCUGAUGUGCAGUAUUUCAAAGGUGAUGUCAUUACCAGGCGUCACACAGUGGAGAUGUCAAAUCACUACAGGGAUCUUCUGGCUAAAGCUCUGUAUGGUCGACUCUUCAGUUUCCUCGUCAACAACAUCAACUACUACCUUCAAGGCCAAGACGAGAGCACCGGGGAUCCCGCUUUGGAGAUUGGCAUCCUGGACAUUUUUGGUUUUGAACAAUUUCAGAAGAAUGGCUUUGAACAGCUGUGCAUCAACAUGGUCAGUGAACAAAUUCACCAGUACACCACAGAGGUGCUCUUCCAGCAAGAACAGCAGGAGUGCGUGCAAGAGGGCAUCCCCGUGGAAACGCUGCGCUCCCCCGGCAACCACGCAGCGCUGCUGGACUUCUUCUUUCAGAAGCCCCAGGGUGUGUUGAGCUUGAUAGAUGAGGAGAGCCAGUCUCUCAGGCCAGCUGGGCACAACCUGCACAAGAAACUACAGAAGCACCUGGACUCCACCGUCACCGAGGGCAUCUCCCUGACCACCAAGGAUGGUAACGGAAACCCUCCCCCUAAAGACCAAGGGCCUUCGUUUACCGUCACACACUACGCCAGCAAGGUGACCUAUGACCUCACAGGUUCGUUGGAGAGAAACAGGGACGCCCUGCCCCAGAACAUUCUGUUUGUCAUGAAAUCCAGUGAGAAUGUUCUGAUCCGUCAAGUGUUCCAGUGUAAGCUGACUCAGACGGGUUCCCUGGUCUCCGCCCACCACCGGCUCUGGCUACGAGGUGCCAAAGGAGCUCUCCUCCUGCAGAAGCCGACCCCACCGACUCCCGCACGCGACCUCAAGAUGUACCUAGAGCUUAGCAAGUUACUGAAGAAGAAAGGGGCCGUGUCCUUCCUGCAGAGACUGGAGAGAUGUGGUCCAAUCACUGCUGUGGUCCAGUUGAGAAACUCGCUGAAUGAGAUCAGCAGUAAGCUCCGGGCUUGUACUCCUCACUUUGUGCAGUGUGUCCGGGCCAACGGCACCGCUCAGCCCGAGACCUUUGACAGCUUCCAUGUGUCCGCUCAGCUGCAGUACAUUGGGGUUCUGGAGAUGGUCCGUAUGAUCCGUUACGGAUACCCGGUCCGAUUGUCCUUCGCUGGGUUUCUGAACAGGUACAGAGAACUGGUGGACACCACGUUGACAAACAAAAGGAAGAUCUCAGCGGAGGAGAAGUGUCGCCAUAUCUUACAACACUGCAAGCUUCAAGGCUGGCAGAUUGGUAGCAGUAAAGUGUUCUUGAGGUACUGGCAAGCAGAUCAUCUGAAUGACCGCUGCCAUCAACUCCACAGGAAGGUCGUCACCUGUCAGAAAGUGGCACGUGGUUGGCUGGCCAGGCAGCGAGUCCGUCGCAGGCUGAAUUCCCAGCAGCGGGAGCAGAACAGUGUCCAGCGUUUUCUGCAGGGAGCAGAGGACAUGGGCCUUCGUGCCUACGACAGCCUGGUCAUCCAGAACGCGGCCGACAUCGCACGUGAGAAUGACCGCCUGCGAGGCCACGUCAGCGGACCGCCGCUUGGAGAAAGACCCGAACCCGUCGGCAAGGAAGAGGACUCGCCCAAAAGGCCUAUGGAGAGGACUGGGAGAGUGAAUGAUGCCUCGGGCCGCGGGGGGAGCCGGCCAGUCAGACACUUCCGCUCUAGCUCCGUGCCCAUCCCCUUAGCCAUGGAGAACUUGGUACAUUCCAGCGUUGGGUCAUCAAUCAAACCAGCUCUGCAGACAGCGGUACACGCCGCCGAGGAGGGGGGCGGAGGGGGGAGUCUUUCAUCGCCACGGAAACAGCCGCCCCCCAAACCCAAGAGGGACCCGAACACACGUCUGAGUGCGUCCUACGAGGCGGUCAGCGCCGGCCUGAGCAUCGCCCCAAAAGACAGCCCUGCCGAGGGCCAGUCGUCGCCCUCCGGAAGCCCCCCCAAAACCCAGCUCUCCCCCUCUGACACUCUGUCCAAACCGCGCCCUCACAGCGACGACUAUAGCACCAUGAAGAAGAUCCCUCCUCCCAAACCCAAACGGAGUCCCAACACCAAACUCACGGGCUCCUACGAGGAGAUUUCGGCUCCCUCGCGCCCCACUGACAUGAAGCUGGCGUGCCUUACCCGCGGCGGGCACUGCCUGGGUCACAUGCAGCGGGCGGCCUCCAUGGACGGACCGCCCUCGUCCGUGCUGAGCCUGUACCCGUGCCAGGAUGAGGAGGACGUUUAUAUCGAGAUGGUGGGUAGUGCCAGGGCACUUAGCCUGCAGGACACCGACAGCCCGGAGCAGAGCGAGGCCGUGUACGAGGAGAUGAAGUACUUUUUACCGGAGGAGGGCGUGGUCUUCACCAAACCCGAGAGCUCAGCUCCGAAUCCCAACCCUCACCAGACCCUCGAAAUCAAAAGGCCGGUCGUCGGCAUGGCGACAGAGCACCCCAGCCUGCCCCCGCUGGCGGGCAAGGCGCACGCCAAGGAGGGGACGACUUGCGACAUUCCGGCUCCGUUCCCCAACCUCCUCCCCCACCGCCCCCCUUUGCUGGUGUUCCCCCCGUCGCCCGUCACCUGCUCCCCGGCCUCGGACGAGUCGCCUCUCACCCCGCUGGAGGUGAAGAAGCUUCCGGUAUUUGAGACCAACCUCAACUACUCGAGCCAGGAUGGGAGCGGAAGCCCUCUUUCCCCUCAGUACGCCCGCCAGAGAGCCGACUCCUCCCCCAGCCUGUCGGUCUUGAUGUCCGACAAGUCGACCCCGCCGCUGACCCCGCCCCCGCCCCCGCCCCCUCCUUCGGCCCUCCCUCCCCCUUACCGUCCCCCGUCUCACUUCCCUUUCCCGCCCGAGCCUAAUUUCCUGGCGCUGACCCGGGCCAUGUCGCUGGCCAGCUCCGAGUCGCCCAAAACCUCGCACAAAGGCGGCCACGGUUUGGCCGAGACUCCCCCGGGCAGCGCCAAACCCCCCUACUCGUCUGCGAAAUCAUCUCGACCAGAACCGCGCAGAGCCCACUCCUGCUCCUCGUCGCCCCUGCUGUUUAACCCGGCCAACGGGAGACCCCUUACCAGUCCACUGGACGAGCUUAACACACUCUUCAGCUCGGGACGCAGCCUGCUCCGCAAAUCCACCACAGGCAGGAAGAUCCGAGACAGUGGAUUCUCCAACUCCAAUAUAAACCUGCCUGGGCGAGAAGAACAAGGCUCCGCCUCCUCCUCGCCACAGUUACAGGACAAAAACGCCAACAACCACACCUCAGCCAACUCCCCGAACCCCGCCCCCGUCGAGAACGGCAACCAGCUCUCCAACGGCACAUUAGAGGACGAGGGACAGUCGAAAUCAAAUGCAUCUAGUGCCUCGUCACUGCAUAGACACAUGGACAGCCAUCACCCUCAGGGAGUCCAGCGGCUUCGUGCAUGUGGAGACCGGAGUGCCGCCCUGCAGGAGCUGUUGCGCUGGAGGAGGAGUGUGUGUGAGGGACGAACAGGCUGGCAGAAUGCCUGGCUUCACACACACACCUCGCCCACCCUCAUACUGAAGAACAAGAGUCACAUGACCAAAAAAGCAUCGCCAUAG
Chanos chanos (milkfish) is the source of this 5745-nucleotide messenger RNA. It is a transcript of the gene myo16, whose product is annotated as myosin XVI. Gene Ontology annotation, cellular component: myosin complex; perinuclear region of cytoplasm; nucleoplasm. Gene Ontology annotation, biological process: neuron projection morphogenesis; phosphatidylinositol 3-kinase/protein kinase B signal transduction; negative regulation of G1/S transition of mitotic cell cycle. Bases 1 to 5745 code for a protein of 1914 amino acids. The transcript is spliced from 35 exons. Lineage: Eukaryota; Metazoa; Chordata; Actinopteri; Gonorynchiformes; Chanidae. The record is from RefSeq and is a predicted model, not a curated record. Gene Ontology annotation, molecular function: cytoskeletal motor activity; protein phosphatase binding; ATP binding.